Messenger RNA from Akanthomyces muscarius, 1716 nucleotides. RefSeq lists its product as uncharacterized. Gene Ontology annotation, biological process: transmembrane transport. Gene Ontology annotation, cellular component: membrane. The transcript has 2 exons. The record is from RefSeq and is a predicted model, not a curated record. Lineage: Eukaryota; Fungi; Ascomycota; Sordariomycetes; Hypocreales; Cordycipitaceae. Gene Ontology annotation, molecular function: transmembrane transporter activity. Bases 1 to 1716 code for a protein of 571 amino acids.
AUGUAUAAGACAGCGACGCUCGAGUCGGCAGGCUCGACGCCGUCUAUCGAGCAUGUCGCCACCACCACCGCCGCCACGGCCGAGCAGCAACCACUGGCGCUGUCGUCGUCGUCAAACAUGGACGUGUCGGACCUGCGCGGGCUGUCGCUCUACCAGCGAAAGUGCACCCUCAUCAACCGCGAGAUUGACGCGUACGGCAUGGGCCGGUACCAGUGGUGCGUGUGGGCGCUUUGCGGCUGCGGCUACUUCAUCGACCUGCUCUGGGCGCAGGCGUUUGGCCUCGUCCUGAGCCCGCUGCAGCAGGAGCUGGGCUUUGGCAACGGCAAGUCGGGCAACAUUGCCACGAGCUUCAACGCCGGCCUCACGGCGGGGGCCUUUUUCUGGGGCUUCAUGGCGGACAUAAUCGGCCGUCGAUGGGCAUUCAACCUGACGUGCCUGGUCUCGUCGGUGUUCGGCCUCUGCCUCGGCGCCUCGGAGAGCUACACGACCUUUCUCGUCCUCACGGCCUUUGUCGGCUUCGGCGUUGGCGGCAACAUCCCCGUCGACUCGGCCAUCUUCCUCGAGUUCGUGCCGCGCAACCGACGCUUCCUGCUGGCGUGCCUGUCGCUCUUCCAGCCGCUGGGCGUCAUCGUCUCGAGCGCCAUCGCCUUUGGCUUCAUCCCGGGCUACUCGUGCUCGCCCAACUUUUCCGAGCCGGACCAGCUGCCGUCGUGCCACAACGUCGCGGACGGUGUUGUGUGCUGCACGCGCGGCAGCAACAAGGGCUGGCGCUACGUGCUCUUCACCACAGGCGCCCUCUCGCUGACCGUGUUUGUGCUCCGCUUCUUGGUCUUUUCGUUUAAAGAGACGCCCAAGUUUCUGGUCUACUCGGGCCGCGACGGCGAGGCGAUUGAGACGAUGAGACACAUUACGGGCGGCAAGGGCAGCGACUGUCGCCUCACGGCCGAGGUGUUUGAGACGAUUGAGCGCGACUUUGAGUCGGAAAUCAGCAGCAGCAGGAGCUCCCAGUCGGGAGUCUUGCUGCAGGAGACGAACAAAGGCAGCAAUGCGCGUGCAAAGAUGGCUGGCAAACUGUCUCCGUACAAGGUCUUCUUCAGCAGCUGGGGCAUGGCCAGGCUGACCAUCCUGGUCUGGCUGACGUACGCAAUGGACUUUUCCGGCUUCACCGUCGCGGGCUUCUACCUGCCGAGGAUCCUCGCCAUCAAGAACGGCGCCGCCAACGUGAGCCUCAAGUUCACGUACGCCGCCUACAUCUACACGUACGCGCCGGGCAUCCUGGGCGUCUUUGCCGGCGCGCUCAUGUACACGGUGCCGGCGUUUGGGCGCAAGUGGACCAUGGUCUUCUCGUCGGCCCUCAUGGGCACGUCCAUCUUUCUGCUGGCCACCGUCGACUCGGUGGCCAAGCGCGAGGGCCUGUUCACGCUCGAGUACUUUUUCCAGUCCAUGUUCAACGCCGUCCUGUACGGCUGGACGCCCGAGGCGUUCCCGGCGCCGAUCCGGGGCUUCGCGUGCGGCGUCGCCGGCUUCUGGGGCCGGCUUUUUGGCAUCGUCAGCCCGCUGAUUGCGCAGAGCCUGUACGGCCGGGCGACGGACGGCGAGGGCGGCGAUAUCAAUGCCGUCCUGUACCUGGCGGGCGGCAUCACGCUGGGCUGUGUUCUCAGCACGGCACUGCUGCCGUCCAAGCUCAUGGAGUCGGAGGAUGAGGUGAAGCGAUGA